Molecule: messenger RNA, 1140 nt
Organism: Ostrinia nubilalis (European corn borer)
Lineage: Eukaryota; Metazoa; Arthropoda; Insecta; Lepidoptera; Crambidae
Product: inositol monophosphatase 1
Exons: 1
Coding region: 159-977 (272 amino acids)
Biological process (GO): inositol metabolic process; signal transduction; phosphatidylinositol phosphate biosynthetic process
Molecular function (GO): inositol monophosphate 1-phosphatase activity
Source: RefSeq, a predicted model, not a curated record
AGUGUCAAACACAUUCGUGAUGUGCGAAAAUCUUGUUUGUUUUUAUCCCAUUUGCGAAUAAAAUUCCCUGGUGGAAGGUCCUCCCCUUUGAAGCAACAGGCACACCUUCGGAUUUCAAAUUUCAUAAUCAGGUACCUAAAAGACAAAUUUAAUUCAACAUGUCGAUGGUUGAUACCUACUUUAUGGUAGCUUUAGAGAUCGUAAAGUCGGCAGGAAAACUUAUAACUGAGCAUGUCAAGGGAUGCAAGGAUUACAAAUUGAAGUCGUGCGACAUCGACUUGGUAACUGAAGUGGACAAAGCGGUAGAGACGACUAUCUUGUCCAAAUUAAAAGAGGAAUUUCCUCAUCACGCGUUUAUCGGCGAAGAAUCAGUCGCGGAAGGUGCCAGAGUGGUUCUCACUGACGAGCCGACCUGGGUCCUCGACCCUAUUGACGGUACUCUUAACUUCGUCCAUGGGUUUCCUCAUAGCUGCAUUUCUCUCGGCCUGCUCAUUAACAAGGUGCCAGAGAUGGGGAUCAUUUAUAACCCAAUUAUGAAUCAACUAUUUACUGCCUUGAAGCAUCAAGGAGCGUAUCUUAACGAUCAAAUCAUUCAUGUGUCAAAGGUUAAGGAACUGAAGGGAGCAUUAGUUGCUUUCGAAGCUGGCACAAGCCGUGAUGCGGAUAAAAUGAAAGUUGUGCGGGAAAAUUUUGAUCAAAUCAUUUCUAAAGCUCAGGGCAUGCGAGCUUUGGGUUCGGCGGCGUUGAACAUGGCCAUGGUAGCAAUGGGAGCAGCGGAUGCUAACUUUGAGUUUGGGAUUCACGCCUGGGACGUAGCUGCUGGGACCAUUAUAGUGCGAGAGGCUGGAGGAGUGGUCAUAGAUCCUGCCGGUGGCCCUUUUGACAUUCUGUCGCGCAGGGUGCUUUGUGCUGGUACGAAGGAGCUGGCUGAGGAGUUGUCCAAGACCUUGGUCCAGUAUUACCCAGAGAGGGAUUAAAGCGGGAUGAAGAGUAGACAAUAUAAUAAUAUUAAUCAAACAAUAUUUAAGGGAAGUUUUAAAUUUUUGAUGCAUUGUAAUUUGAACUAUGUACUUACAUAUUUAUUCACAUUCUACAGGGAUUGUAUGUAGUGUCAAAGUCAAAGUCAAAGUCAAAAUUUCU